Messenger RNA from Caenorhabditis sp. 36 PRJEB53466, 6963 nucleotides. The record is from the annotation of a GenBank genome assembly. Lineage: Eukaryota; Metazoa; Nematoda; Chromadorea; Rhabditida; Rhabditidae.
AUGUCACGACCGUUCAUUUUCGUCGUUCUACUUUCGGCCCAACUGUGUUUUCACGUCGUCCUCUGUCAGGAUGAGUAAGUUUGACGAACUACUUUUGACGCUUUUGCGCUUUUUGAAACUUUUCUUCUUUCCUCUCGCAACAGGACAAACUUAAAAAAAAAACGAAUUUCGCCAAGUUCCAAAUGGAGCUCUUCAGAAAGUUUUCGAUUCUCAAUUGAGUUUGUCCUCAGAAAGAGAACAUCUCUUCCGGAGGGAAUCCAUUACCAGUUGCGAUCGUCAUCAAAUCCAAUUUUUGCGCGAGAAAUGUCAAUUUCAUGUUCGUUUCGUCACACCUCUUCUUCCGAAUUUCGGGGUGGCGGUCGCAAUUGGAUUUGGACCCCCAGAAGGCUGUUUCUGCUGCGGUUCAGUGCAAACGUGCACUCUCCAUCUCUCUUUUGCAGGGAGUCGCACAUCAACACGGCACUCCUCUCAUCAGUUCUCGACCGACUAACCAAUAGGACCACGUAUGACAAGCGGUUACGACCGAGGUAACUGGAAGAGGGAGCGAAGGGAACUGGAACAAAGAACGCGGUUGCAGGUACGGAGAGAAGCCCGUCGACGUAGGCAUUACGAUACACGUGUCUUCCAUUUCUGCAGUAUCCGAAGUGGAUAUGGUAGGCAAAUCUGUCCCGCGUUAGACUCUCAUUCUUGCUGGUUUCAGGACUUCACGUUAGAUUUCUAUAUGCGGCAGACGUGGCAAGAUCCCCGUCUCGCAUUCGGAACUCUCGAUUUGGGUCUCUCGAAAGAGAUUGACUCGCUGACAGUAGGCGUCGAUUAUCUGGAGAAGCUGUGGAAGCCGGACACGUUCUUUCCGAACGAGAAGAAAUCGUUUUUCCAUUUGGCAACCACUCACAACUCUUUCCUGCGAAUUGACAGCGACGGAACGGUCUACACAAGUCAGAGGUGAAAAACAGGGAACUUGAGAGGAAGAGAGAUAGACAGAGAGCAGUAAGCUAUGUGCUCAAUCAGAUAGCGUCCUAAUACCACCCAUCGAAGGAGCGGUACGGCAGUAAAAACGAAAAGGGCCACUGGGAUUAGAUGAUGUUUCAUUUUUACUCGGUUUUACGAGAAGAGUAGUGCCCAAAAGGGCUUAGAAGGGAGAAAAAGUGGGUGAUGAACCCGUGGACGACGUCUGGAAUACGAAUCUGAAAUACCAUUGUUCAGAUUGACGGUCACCGCAACAUGUCCGAUGGAUCUGAAGCUGUUUCCGAUGGACUCGCAGCACUGCAAACUGGAAAUCGAGAGCUGUAAGUGACGGUGUUCCGACACCAAUCCCGAGUGUGUUUUCAACCUAGUCGUGGGGUAGGCGUGCCGUUUGUAGCCAGAGAAUCCAGGGUCGAUUGCACAUUCUUUCAAUAUCUUUUCUUCUCAAUCUGAAUCUCCGAUUGUCAAAUAAAGAGGUCUCGUUCUGUCCAUCCAUCCAUCCAUCUCUUCCCUUUCUAUUGUCUCUUCCUCUCAUCGUUGCUUGACCCCUUCGAUUGUAAUUUCAUUCUGAAACCCAAAAAUGUUCGAGAAAACGAAUACGUCCGCGAAAACUCAGGUUGGUUCAUUUUCGGUCUUGCACGAUUACGUUCUGAUUAUUCAUUUCAUUCCGUUGCUUGCACUUUUCCGUUCAUGCCAAACUAACCAAAGUUCGUGUACUAAUUGUACGAGGGAAAUGCAACUGCGCUCCAAUUAACUUGAAAUGUUGGCGCUACAACGGAAUAGAACUCGCACGGAAUAGAACUGUUACGAUUUGGAACUCGCAACGUUAAAAUACAUCGGCGAGUCCCAAAUCGUAACAGUUCUUUUCCGUGCGAAUUCUAUUCUGUCGUAGCGCCGAAAUGUUUGCAUCUCAACUGGACGCAGCUCCUAACCGUUCGCAGCCAACCGUUCGCGUAACCCUUAUCGUAACCCUAUCGUUACUCUGUUCAUGACAUAUUCUCCUAACCCAAUGCCUGCCACGUGUCACUCACAACUAACAGCGUCUGAAAGGGCGCAGCAAUGAGAGCUUGCGAUACUUGAACCGACUCUUUUGUGGUGGGUGACGUGUUGCUUUGCGUGGUUUCAGACGGCUACAGUAUCCUCGACAUUGUGUACGUGUCGCAUGAAAAGAAGUCCGUGUCGACUGAAUCGUACGAGCUGCCGCAGUUCGUGCUACAGUCCAUCAAAGUGAUCAACCAAACGCAGAAGCUGAGUUCAGGUGAGAAAGAAGAAGAAGUGGGAGGAGAAGAAGAAGAACGGGUUGCAGGAGAGUACUCCCGUCUCUGCUGGUUCUUCCUUUUCAAACGGAACAUCGGCUUCUACAUCAUCCAGAUUUACCUGCCCUCCGUUCUGAUCGUCGUCAUUUCGUGGGUGUCCUUUUGGCUGAGUCGGGAUGCGACGCCGGCUCGAGUUGCGCUCGGAGUGACCACUGUGCUCACAAUGACCACCCUAAUGACCAUGACGAAUGUACUGCCUGCACCUCCCAAUUCACGAGAAACCAUUCCUUUUUCAGAGCUCAAUGCCAAAAGUGUCCUACGUGAAGAGUAUCGACAUCUUUCUGGGUGAGUCUGAUCUCCGAUCCCUCGUCAUUAUCACUUCGCACCUCGUUUGCGUGGGUCUCAUCAUAGUCCAAUCUGAUAUGCCCCCAGCGACAAAUUGUUGCAAUCCAUCGUAGAUCCAUCUCUCCCGCCCGCUCCCGUUUUUCCGGCCGUUUCAUCACCCGCCAAUGAGCGUGGGGGCCCUUACACACUUGUUUCACAUCCUCUGCGUCUUCCAGUCACUCCCGGACGGGCUCGAGAAAAAGAGAAAGAGCCUGUUAGCCGGAGGCGCAGACACUUGUCAUCAAUCUAUUGACUGGCAAAUUGCCGGCAAAUAUUACGUCAAAUUGGAAGACGACGGGGAGGGAUGAGCGGCGAGAAAACGCAGAUUUUCGGCGCUGUCGAUGACAUGUGCUGGGAUUUGUUGCCAACUAAAAACGCACAUGUCACCACAGCGCCGACAUAAAACUUAAUGACUAAAGUGGUGAAGGGACCGACUAACGAGAAACAGUAGUGGGACGGUAGACGGAGAAGCGAAGGAAACUUUGAUGAACUGAGGGCUUUUCAGGUGUCUGUUUCAUGAUGGUUUUCUGUUCUCUUUUGGAGUAUGCUGCCGUCGGGUACAUUAGCAAACGAAUGAAGUUGGUGAGAGCGAGGAAGGAGUCCAGGUAUCUCUCUUCGCGUAUUCUUAACUCUUUGGGUCUCUUUUCAGAAUGCUCACUCCACUGCCCCAACUGGAACCUCCUCCCAAACGGACACUUUCCGUGCCUUCCUACUUCAACAAUACCACCUAUCGUCCGUUCUACUCUUCCACAGACCGAACCUCCAACCUCUACAUCCCUGAAGCACAACGCACUAUGAUAUUUGCAGUACGCACCGCACUAACUGCUCCACUAACCGCAUGCUUUCAGAAUGAAGAUGCAGUGCCCAACGAGCUGACCCCGAUGCUCGGACGGAGCAAUUCGCAAGCUUCUGUCUAUUUGUAUCAAAGUACGAAUGCUUCGAAUAUUCCGAGAAUAUCUCCCAUUCUAUUUCAGCCGCCGUCAUUCCUGAGGACGACUUUGGGCGGUUCUGGAGAUGGCUGCGGCCGUCGAACAUCGACAAGUACUCGCGUUCCUUGUUCCCUUCCGUAACCAGAGCACUGUGUUCCAUUCGUACCGUCCGUCUCUUUUCAGAUUUUCGUUCUUUUCAAUGUUGGCUACUGGGCCUACUUCAUUCGUCUGAGCCAGCUCGAAGAGCAGCAGCGGAAUAGCCAAAUCCUCUGACUCACGUUCACUUUUCCCUUGUUCCAGUUCCAAAAGUUCUCGUUUCAUUGUAUCACACCACCACUUUUAUCUUUGCAUAUCUGAAUCUCUCUAUGGCGGCCUAACCCACUUAGACUCAUCAUUCUGUAGAGGAAACGAGGAGUUCUGAGAAAGAACCGAUUUGCAGACGGGUACCAGACAAAAGAUAUCGACUACUAUUGGGGCAAGAAGCGCACCGACCAGGAGACCACCGCUGUCAAGUUCGACACUUUCCAGUUGCCGCAGUUCCAGCCCACGCUUUACUUUGUGAACACAACCAAAGCGGAAACGUCUUCAGGUGACUCCAGCGUCUUCCAAAUACAGAUGAACUCUGGAGUUUCAGGAAAGUACGUUCGUCUGGCACUCGAAGUCAUCCUAGUCCGCAACAUGGGAUUCUACACCAUGAACAUCGUCAUCCCCUCCAUUCUGAUCGUCACUAUUUCCUGGGUCUCCUUCUGGCUCAAUCGAGAAGCUUCUCCAGCGCGUGUCGGUCUUGGAGUCACCACUGUGCUCACAAUGACAACUCUCAUCACAACGACCAACAACUCGAUGCCGAAAGUGUCUUAUGUGAAAGGAUUGGAUGUGUUCCUCAACUUCUGGUGAUCUCUUUCUUCCUUCCUUCUCCCUUUUCAAUCAUCUCUCUCUUUCAGUUUUGUCAUGGUGUUCGCAUCGCUUCUGGAGUACGCCAUCGUGAGUUACAUGAACAAACGGCUCGUGCUCCGUCGCGAAAAACGAAGGAAAGCCGCUGAGCAACAGCAACGGAACGAGAUGCCGAUGUUCAAUGCGAGCCCGAAAACGGCGAAUAACAACGUGAGUCUUCUGCCGAGCGUGUCCCUCUUCGUUCACAGAAUCCAUUCGCCAUUUUAUAGUCAUACGAAAUGACACUAAUGUCUCAAAACUCGACACCGGCCAAGAGCUACGUGCAGGUACUAGCGAGCUUGUCCCGCAGGCGCACCCCACCCGUGCCUUGUAAAUGUCGUGUCGUGCUGAGAGCACUGGCUGAAAGCCCGCGAGCGUGAGAGAGUGCUCCGCUUUCCAGCACAGAGUGUGUAGUCCCACAGUAGACGGCUAGAAGAAUUCUGUAAUGAAAGGGAUGUUCCGUCUCAAUUUGCCUCAUUUUUCAGGCUGAUCUCUACUUUGCCGGACACAAUUCUUCAAUGGUGAGUUGGAAGAGAAAUGCACUGGCGCGGAAAAGAAAAGCGCAUCUGAUUCCAGAAUCCGCUAAUGGAAAUUCCGGAGAAUUGCGACUGUCGGACGAUCCCGAUGAUGCAGCAUCCGAGACUGGUCACCGAUGGAGCGCACACUCUUUGGCCAGCUCCGUUUGCUCGACCUAAAAAAGUCAGUGACGAGAAAGUAUAUCUGAACUGAGUUUGUUGACAGGCAUCGAAGACUUGCUGCCAACGGUGGACGCCGGCCAAAAUAGACAAGCUGAGCCGGUACUGCUUCCCGCUCUCCUUCUCCGUCUUCAACAGUCCGUUGCUAUCCAUUCCCUCUUUCCAUUCAUUCCAUUUUCAGUAAUCUACUGGUUGUACAUGAAAUAUCUGAGUCUGAAUUCGUCGGACAAGAUCCAGGAGAACGACAAGUGGCAGCACAUCCACUGGUGAUAACUCUCCUCCAGUCAUUCCUCCACAUUUCACUUUCUCACUCUUUCUCGCCUUUCUCGUUGUUCCUCCCCAGUGCAAUCGGCUUCUCGGUGCCCGGUUCUCGGUGCAUGUUUGCAGUGCUCUCAACAACCGUUCCAGAUGCUCUCCUCCGACGUCUUCUUCUUCCACAUCAUCCAGUGCCUUGUGAUCCUCUUCCGCAUGCGUUCAUCUUUUUCCCCUCCCCCUCAUCAUCAUCAACAACACAAUCGUCCCCCUCGUUUAUUCCUUUUCUGUACAUAACUCUUUCCCUCUUCUGUAAAAUAGUCCGGUGUGUGCCCUAGUUGCGUCUCAGAGGAUGUCUUUCUUUUCCUUUCGCUCACGAAAUUAGCCAGUCAGCUGUGUCCGUUCGUAGUGGAAAGAUGCUUCUCGUAGUCCUCAAGAAGUUCCGACCAAUCAACCCGAGCACGUUCAGAUGCGUACUCGACGGCCGAAAUCGAGUACAACUGGUGUACUUCGAAGGAGCCGAACUGUGCGACCGCAGUCAAAGCCGACGAGAACAUCGAACUGUCGAGCUACCAGUUUACCAAAAUUUGUCAGAAACGGACACUUGCCAGCACUUCAUCGGGUGAGUCAAUCGGCGCAGGAAGGUGAUCAUUCUGUGGCCCGUUGCUCUCGUAACGAGGCAACAGGUCAUAAAGGCUGGCGCCGAAUGAUUACCCGUUUCCCGUUAGUCCUUCUGAAUGGCCUAUAAAAAGAGUUCGGAAAAAUAAUCUUUUGGUUUCAGGGACCUACUCUCGUCUACGGGUCAGUUUCAUAUUUGACCGCGACAGUGGCUUCUACUUCCUCCAGAUAUUCUUUCCCGCCAGUCUUGUCGUUGUUCUUUCAUGGGUACGUUCGUCUGCGUCGUCAUUCAUUACAAAUCGCCCUCUUCUAGAUCUCAUUCUGGAUUAAUCGUGACUCAGCGCCCUCUCGAACUCUCAUCGGCACAAUGACGGUGCUCACUGAGACGCAUCUGAUGACCGGCACAAAUCGUCGUCUGCCGCCGGUCGCCUACGUCAAAGCAGUUGACGUCUUCCUCGGAUUCUGUUAUAUUCUCGUCAUCCUCGCUUUGAUCGAAUACGCAUGUGUUGCGUAUUCAAAGAAAAAGAACGAGGACCGUCGUCGAAGAGAGAAGAAAAUGGAGCACAAACCGGCUCCGCCCACUCCUGAUAUCAUUCAUGGUACUGACUUCGACACAGACAAAGGGGACGCUCUACUGCAAAUUCUAAUUUCAGACGUCCGGCUCGCAGAAUGCACGUGCAACGCGGCGCCCACUUCCAUCAUUGCCGUCAUCAAACAGCCGAGUCGAUUCUGUGUCCGUCACAGCCACAUCGACAUCGUCAGUCGUGCCGCUUUUCCGCUUGUGGUACUUAUCCUCCCGUUUCAUCUCAUCUCAUUUUUUUUCAGUUCAUCAUGUUCAAUGUCAUCUUCUGGCUCAUGCUUCUCUACAAAUCGAAGCGCUUGCCGUACAUCAGUGAGCACGAGGGCGAUCGUUGCGAGGCUCCAGAACUCAACUAA